Messenger RNA from Peromyscus maniculatus bairdii (prairie deer mouse), 742 nucleotides. Lineage: Eukaryota; Metazoa; Chordata; Mammalia; Rodentia; Cricetidae. The record is from RefSeq and is a predicted model, not a curated record.
GAAGGGGAAGAACCACCCGGCCCCAGUUCCUGCAUCCCUCACGUCCCUACUGUCUAGAUCAGGGAGGACUUAGAGAGUCGCCACUUCGGAUUCUGGCCCCCGUCCUCCGCCCGAGGCUGGGCCCUCCGCCUGGCUCAGCGCUCUCUGCCCGCCGCCCCUUCAGAGUGGUCCGCGCCCAAGGCCACGCCCCCGCCGCUCGGCGCCGCGCAAGUCCCCAAAUCCAGCUCCCUGUCCCCGGCGUCUCCAGGGUUCCCUGCCGCCGCUUCUGCGCCUCGAUCUUCUGUCUCUAGCGACCCCUCCCUCCUUCCUCCAUGGCGUCGCUCCUGUGCUGUGGGCCGAAGCUGGCCGCCUGCGGCAUCGUCCUCAGCGCCUGGGGAGUGAUCAUGUUGAUAAUGCUCGGGAUAUUUUUCAAUGUCCAUUCCGCUGUGUUAAUUGAGGACGUUCCCUUCACGGAGAAAGAUUUUGAGUAAGUGGUCGGGGACUUAGGCGAGCCUGGGCGCAGAUGAGAAGUAGCAGGGCCUGGGCUCAGAAUUAUGUGGGAGACACCGCUAAUGGCUGGACGUUUAUGGCCUUAAGUUGGGGGACUGCAAGAAGAGAGCUGCUGUCUAUAAAGGAGUUCAGUGGCAAACGUGGGCUUAACAUGCAAGGACCUAGUUUCAGUCCCCAGCACUAAAAAAUGUUUUUAAAAAAUGCAUUUUAGGCCGGGCGGUGGUGGCGCUCGCCUUUAAUCCCAGCACUUGGG